AUGUCACGCUGUCCCUUGACAUCAGACCAAGUACAUGCCAUAUUAUCCUACCUGGAUCUUCCCAUGAGCGACAAUCUACCUCAAACACCACUUGAAUUCCUUAACAAGCAUCUGGCGAAUUUACCUCCAUCCUUACUAGAAUAUUUCGAUUUCAUUACGCCUAAACAAUUGACAUCGAUACCUGCGGUAAAACAUCGUCGAUUGAUCUAUGCCACAUCAACACCUCGUCCGAGCUUACUGAGUUGCUCAGAAGGUAGAUUACGUUGGCCAUUAUUAUGGGAAAGGCUGGGUGGUGAUCCACUGGCCCAAUCUAUCGGUGUAGUUGAAGAAGAGGAUUGGGCAAAUAAAGGGUUUAUGAGUGAUGUUGAAUCUUCUCAACAAGUGAAGAAGCUAGGAGGCUUCUUAAGGAUAUUGGAAGAAGAAAGAGAAGCUGAACAUGUUAGAGAAGCUAAAAGGAUGGAAAGAAGAUUAGAUAAUCAAGGUGAAGAAUUUGAUGAAGAAUCAGACGAAGAAGAUGCGGAUACCACGGCAGCGGAUAUAGGUACAAAUCACAUGACUGUACAACAGGAAAGACCUAAGAUAAAUGAAAAUCAAGGGGAAGUAGAAGAACUGUUUGAGAAGCGGUUAUUAGAGAUUUUCCUAGAUGGAAUGGAUACGAUAGAUUACUCUCAGAUUGAUUACGUUGAGCCUCCCGGCGGGGAUCCGAUAGCCUUAAGAGACGCUGAAGAUAGGUAUUUUGACGACGAAGAGCCUAGUAAAACACCGAAUGGACAUGAACAAGGAGGCGGAAUUCUCGAUCGAGUGAAUGAACCCGUCUUACAGAAUGGUCAAGGGGAUUAUGAUUAUUAA
Messenger RNA from Kwoniella shivajii, 849 nucleotides. RefSeq lists its product as uncharacterized. NCBI's taxonomy places the organism in Eukaryota, Fungi, Basidiomycota, Tremellomycetes, Tremellales, Cryptococcaceae. The coding region runs from base 1 to 849 and encodes 282 amino acids. The record is from RefSeq and is a predicted model, not a curated record. The transcript is spliced from 2 exons.